Messenger RNA from Necator americanus (New World hookworm), 399 nucleotides. RefSeq lists its product as uncharacterized. NCBI's taxonomy places the organism in Eukaryota, Metazoa, Nematoda, Chromadorea, Rhabditida, Ancylostomatidae. The transcript has a single exon. The record is from RefSeq and is a predicted model, not a curated record. The coding region runs from base 1 to 399 and encodes 132 amino acids.
AUGGAAUCUUUGGCAGCAACCAUUGGUUUCAUCAAGCUGAAAUGCCGAACACUAUCAACUGUACUCCAACAAGCAGCCUUGUCUAUUCUGUCUACUCUUCUGCGGCGAUAUCUCUGUGUUCCCUUUGCUGCACCACAAGAAACACACAUGAGAGAUCGGCCCGUCAUCAGCAUCGAAAAUUCCACCAUAUACUGCGAGGAUGCUGAUGAGAACAAAGUAGGUGGCUGCGCGAUGGCUGUGAGGAAUGAUUGCAACAACCUGGUGGAGUUUGGCUCAAGGUCAUGUAGAUGCGCUUUUCUACGACUGCGGGAUCGCAGAAGACGUAAACUCUGGACAGUAAGUGCUUACGCACCUACGGAAACUGCUGAGGACAACAGUAAGGACGCCUUCUAUGAUUAA